Messenger RNA from Ooceraea biroi (clonal raider ant), 5962 nucleotides. It is a transcript of the gene me31B, whose product is annotated as ATP-dependent RNA helicase me31b. The record is from RefSeq and is a predicted model, not a curated record. Lineage: Eukaryota; Metazoa; Arthropoda; Insecta; Hymenoptera; Formicidae. Gene Ontology annotation, molecular function: RNA helicase activity; ATP binding; nucleic acid binding.
AUGAUGACAGAAACGCAUUUGAACUCUAAUCACAUGUUGAAUUCUGGUUUGUCUAACAAAUCGGAAAUAGAUAAAAUGGAUGAUGUGGGUUGGAAAGCCAAAUUAAAGAUUCCACCAAAGGAUAAAAGAAUUAAAACGAGUGAUGUUACCGAUACACGUGGUAACGAGUUCGAGGAGUUCUGCCUAAAACGUGAAUUACUGAUGGGAAUUUUUGAGAAGGGAUGGGAGAAACCAUCGCCGAUCCAAGAAGCCAGUAUUCCCAUUGCACUUUCCGGUAAGGACAUCUUAGCGCGAGCGAAGAACGGAACUGGUAAAACCGGCGCGUACUCGAUUCCAGUGCUAGAACAGGUUGACCCGAGAAAAGACGUCAUUCAGGCACUGGUAAUCGUACCUACACGAGAGUUAGCGUUACAAACAUCGCAAAUUUGUAUUGAACUUGCUAAGCACAUGGAUAUAAAGGUCAUGGUCACCACUGGAGGAACCAAUCUGCGCGACGACAUUAUGAGGAUUUACCAGAAAGUACAAGUAAUCAUCGCGACGCCAGGAAGAAUUCUUGAUCUGAUGGAUAAGAAUGUAGCAAACAUGGAACAUUGUAAAAUUCUAGUUCUGGACGAAGCAGACAAACUGCUGUCGCAAGACUUCAAAGGGAUGUUGGAUCACGUCAUAUCGAGAUUACCGCACGAACGUCAGAUUCUGCUGUAUUCAGCUACAUUUCCUCUGACUGUGAAACAAUUUAUGGAGAAACACUUGAGAGAUCCAUACGAGAUUAAUUUAAUGGAAGAGUUGACUCUAAAAGGCGUAACGCAAUAUUACGCUUUUGUACAGGAACGACAAAAAGUUCACUGCCUUAACACGCUAUUCUCCAAGUUGCAAAUAACGCAAAGCAUAAUCUUCUGCAAUUCGACGCAACGCGUUGAAUUACUGGCGAAGAAAAUAACAGAUCUUGGAUAUUGCUGUUAUUAUAUACACGCAAAGAUGGCGCAGGCGCACCGAAAUCGCGUAUUCCAUGAUUUCCGUGCAGGAUUAUGCCGAAAUCUUGUAAGCAGUGAUCUAUUCACUCGCGGUAUUGAUGUUCAAGCCGUGAACGUCGUGAUCAAUUUUGACUUUCCGAAAAUGGCGGAGACGUAUCUCCACCGAAUCGGCCGAUCCGGGAGAUUCGGCCACUUAGGUAUAGCGAUCAACCUAAUCACGUACGAGGACCGCUUCAACUUACACCGUAUCGAGCAGGAGCUUGGCACGGAGAUUAAACCUAUCCCGAAGGUGAUAGACCCGAGUCUCUACGUAGCGAGACCGGAAGACAGUAACGGUAUGGAGGAGGGUAACGUGUCCAAGUAGUUUAAAAACAAAAUUGAGAAUUUCGAUUAUCAUUGUAUUAAGCCAGGAAAGGAUGAGUGUACUUGUAAAUAGGGUGUACUAAGCGCAUGCUGAGUAACAGUGAGUCGAGUGGUUGUAAGUGAAUCGCGCGAAUGCCUGGUGCGAGUCGUUUCUUUGUACAUACAAGUAACAUUUAAAUGUACAUAAGCUAUAAAAGCAAAUCAGAGUCAAGCCAUUAUCAAGAGCACAAUAUGUAAACAGACAUGUGAAUAACGUAAUAAUCAAUCAUUGCAUUUUAUCAUAAAUGUAAAUAUUACAUGCGGGUACACACUGAUACACAUACUAUUACACGUGCAAACACACACACAUACAUACGUACACACAUACGCACACAUGUACACAUGCACGCACGCAAACGUCGUUUUAAUAGAGGAUUUUUAUACAACUGCUUCAUUCUUCCAAUAUUUCUUUCCUUCUGAGUUGUUUGUUCAACAAUGAAGAAAGCAGACGGGUAUGAUUUUCGAAGAGGAUGAAAAAUAAAAAGAAACCAACUUUUCAUCGGCCAAUCUCUCGACGGAACACGGCGCAACGUAUCAGAGUGCUCGUCACUUUUGUACUAUUGUCACGCAUAUACGUAUUCGCCCGUUGGCGAUCCGUGGAAAAAAAAUGAUAAAAAUUUCAUGUCGAGUAUCAGUUUUUCCAUAAUUGUGUGAUCAUGGCUUGAUUUUGCUAAUCCGUCGAUAUUAUCUGUCGAUACAACUCUGAAAUUCAAAUCACUUGUCGGUAAAAACUUGUCGCUGAAAAUAAUCUAUAUAUAAUUUUUUUUUCUUUUUCGUUCAUUCAAACGUCGCGAGAGUGUGGCAUUUUUCUUUUCCUUAAUUUUUUUUCUCCCUCGCUCCUCUUUCUUUUAUGAAACGUAAUUGGAUUUUCUUUUUUAUAGUAACGUGAUUGAGAAUCAGAGAUUGUACAACUGACUAGUUUUAUACACCAUUAUUUUUUAUAAAGAACUGGCUGGUGGGCUCCAUCAAAGGAGGUUCUAUGUGUGUGAUGCCGAUAAUAUAACGUAAUAUACGUGCAAAAUAAAAGAUAUUGCGGCGGUUCAUUAUCGAAAUUAUGUAGAAAGAUUUAGGGAGAUGUAUGCGAGGGUAGGUCAAAUGCUGAUCUGGAUUGGCGUUUGAGUACCCGGGCACCGUUAUGUGGUCGAACAGCGGCUCGUAAAUGUGUAAUAUAUCGCAAUUGAGAAGAAACAGACUCUCUUUACAAGAGGCAGAUUUCCCUUGUAACAAGGGAAACUGAAUGACUGAAUUUUUUUAAUGUUCUUCGUCGUAUCCUUCGCACCCCUCCGAUAAUUCACGAAAAGAUAUUCGAAAUGAAACUCUCUUCUAAAAUAAGUAACGAUUCGGCCGCUGUUGGUGCGACUAUAUUAUCUGCGCGGGCAGACAAGACAAGAGAGUCUCGAUCGAGCACGAGCGGGAGGCUGAACGUCCAACAAACACAGUCGCGAAAAUCUUUUGCUAUCGACUUCGAUAUCUAGUGGAGGCAACAAAACAAAGCCUGACGAAAGCCAUACGAGCGUCUCUUCAUUUAUCGGCACGCUAUCUUCCGCUCGAGCGAGAUAAUCGAGAGAGCAAACAAUAGCUCGCUCGCGCGACGUAAUCGGUGCCACCGUUGACCACGUGUAAACGUAUUAUAUUAGAACACUUUGAACACACUUCGAACAACCACCAGGGCGAACUGUAAAAUCGACGAUUGCGAUGUUAAUGAUUUAACUGUUCAUCGCGGGCGCCGCGAAGUAUCUCGCGGUGUACGAUUAUAUACGGGCAGGAAGUUCAUUAGGAAGCUACACAGUAGGAGAUGAGAUGCAAGAGUAUAAUUUGCGGGCUGAUGUUUUCCGAAAGCGGAAGCCGUUUCACACGUCAGAUCAGGCAAGCGAUCCGUCAAAAAUCUUGCAUGCUUUAAUCCCCGUAUUUCGCUGCGAAUUCGAAUACAUUGGUAUACGUUUCUUGCGUUCUUCAUCCGUGCAAUUCGAUCCCACUUCCUGCCGAUAACGUUUACCUUUAACGUGCGAUCUCGUUGAUCAAAUAAUCUGUCGCCCACUGCAUAUUGAUUUGAUCGAUCAGAAUCGCAUACGCGAUCAUCAUAGUCUAAUAUUUACGGUCUUUCCUGCGUUUUUAUCGCCUACUUAUUGUACAAACGUAAAUGGUGUUCGUAAUAAAUGGGAGCGAACGGUCGUCCCGCCGAUUGUCGCCAAUCCGCAAGACGUCCACCCACUUCUUGCGAACCACGAAAGAAAGUCCGCUCUUAUAUUCUGUUAGCUUCUUCUGUUAUAUUUUGCUUACGGCAAUUCUUCCAAAAUUCUUUCGGCGAAACUUGCGUACUGACCAAGGGAGGAAACCUUGGUCUUACUGCGCCGUAAUGGAAAUAAUUGGAAAACACCGAUAGAUCCAUUUUGCGGAAUCUAUUUUGCGAUAUGUAUUUUACUCAGCUUUCGAAAGAGUCAAGCUGCCGAUGAUGAGCUAGAAUUGAUGUUUUCUCGUCCGAAAUCUUACCAGGAAAUUUUACAAGCUACUUGAUUUCCGUUUUCAGAAUUAUACUACAAAAUUCAAAGUCUCGAUUCAUCUUAAAACGUGUCUUACGAUGUAUUAUGAUACUUUUGCAAUUUUUAAGAAUCUAUUAACAUAAUCGCGUUCAUUCGUCGAUGUCCUGUAAUCUCUGCUGAAAGAUUGCGCGCUUUACUUGACUCUUUCCAAAGAAUGAUGUUCACGUGAGGAGAAUAUGUAAACUUAGAAAAACAAGUGGGCUUAAAAAACACAAAAAAAAGAAAAAAAGAAGAGAAGAGGAAAAAGGAGAACAUUGAUUAGCAAUGUUACGCGAGGGGACGCGAGGAACGUGGUGAUUUUGUAAUCCCAACCGCUUGCAGCCGUACGUAUAUGCCGCUCUUGCACUCCCGCAGUACAGACGAAUUUUCGUUUUUUCGAGAGCGAAAUAGAACAAGGAUAGACAAAGAUAAACGACAACGAAUACGCGUGUAGAGCGUCUCGCGCGCGGCUGCAAGUCGCCAGAGUAGCUUAUUCUACUUUGGUAUCGCCGACCCACGUGCUCGCGCCUGUCUCGCAAGAGCGCAGUUAUUUCCAAGAGCGUGGUCUUGGAUGCAACAUGGAGUGCCCUUGAUAUUGAAAGUAAGCGAAUGUGAUUCGUACAACGUAGAAAUACGAUAUUUCCAUGAGCGACGUGUUAACAUCCGGUCGUGUGCGCGAAAAUCACGGAGGACUCUCUCCAACAAUCAACCACGGAGAGAGAGAGAGAAAGAGAAGUAGAGCAGUAAGAAGGAGCAGGGUGAGACGAAGUGAAUUCACUUACCAAUGCCUACGAUUUAGUUGGUGAGCGUGAAGGGGUAACAUCUUGUGAGGAAGCAGAGAGAAGUAGAGAAAGAGAGUAAAAGAGAGAGAGAGAGAGAGCUCUCUAAAACAGCACAUCUCGUAGAUCUCGUAUAUCUCCGCCUGUGAAUUAUUCCCAGCCGGUUAAUGCCGGUGGCGCGGAGCGGGCUGCAAGUAACAUUCCCAACAUGAGACGAGAGAGAUCGAUCGCGUCGGAAACGCAACAUCCGGACGAACACACGAGUCCUUCCGCGUUCGAGUAACAUACGCAGCUCGAUAUAUUGGAAUUAGAUCUCCAAUAUAUGGUGAAAACCAUAUAAAAGGAAACAAUAAAAAAAAUAAUUUAAAAAAAGAAGAAGGAGGCACAAGCAGCAUAAUUCGUUUCGGGACGAGUAAAAGGAAACUAAUCAGUUCGUCGACUAUCCAUGCUUUACCGUUUCGUUGAGAAAAACUUUAUUGUAACUAUUAUUGUACACUCUCUUGUGUAAUCAAGUCAAAUCGAAACGAUCAUCCUCAACAGCACAUCUGAACCGUACUGUAAUGUAUCUUUGUUACUAUUAUUACUAUUAUAUUAUUAUCGCUAUUUCUAUUAACGAGAUAAUGAACGAAAGAGUUUCGACACGAUAUAACAGACAUGGAUUUAUUUUGUGACGUUGGAAUCUCGAGUCUCAGUUGUUCGUGGAUAGUGCGAGCGAGGCAUUGCGUCGCGAGAGAGAUUCCUUCCGCGUCUUGCAUUCUCGAGAAGUGGUCUCUCUUUCUUUGCCAUUCAAUUAAAAGUAAUUGAGAUCGCGCGCAACAUUGAGAAGGAACGAGGAGAUGCGUGUCAUCCGAUCAUUAGCCGAUGCGCGACGAUUUGAGAUCAAAUACGCGAUGUUGUGCAACUUGCCUGUUCACGAAUGACGCGGGACUCGCACCGUGUGAUCGUCCGCAGAUGAAAUACUCUGUAUUUCUAAUUUUUAUUGUGCAUUUGUCAAGACAAUAUUAUUCUCGUUGUCCAUAUACCGUUUGCAGAAACGAUCUGCAAACCGGUAUGAUACCAAAAUUGCGAAAGCCGUUCUCUCGUUCCGGCAACGUUUAUCAUUUUUUCUUUCUCCAAAUUGUAAAGAUGGGUUUGCGCAUGACCGCAUCAGAUGAACAUAUACUUUUUUUUUUCGUUUACCAUUGCCAUUUUGUUCGCACAAACCCAAUCUGAUAAGUCAUAUGUCAAUUUUGUUUCCUGAAGGGAUGGGAACCGCGUUUCUGUCCCUUAAUAAAAAUUCUGUUUCAGUAUA